This is a messenger RNA of Sitodiplosis mosellana (orange wheat blossom midge), 623 nucleotides long. Its product is annotated as mitochondrial import inner membrane translocase subunit Tim13. The record is from RefSeq and is a predicted model, not a curated record. The coding region runs from base 170 to 451 and encodes 93 amino acids. Lineage: Eukaryota; Metazoa; Arthropoda; Insecta; Diptera; Cecidomyiidae. The transcript is spliced from 3 exons.
ACGUGUGUUUGUAGUUGUGUGAACUGAUUUAUUCAGCAUGAGGAACUGUCAAGUAUUUUCAGUGGAUUAAGGUUAGAAUUAUUGAACGGAGGAAUAUUCGUACGGAAAACGAGGAUUUCACAAGUUUUGUAGCGUUCAAACAUAGGACACCCGCAACAAAUUAGAAAACAUGGAUUUGCAAGCACCUUUGGGAAAUUUGUCGUCCACACAGAAGGACCAAUUGAUGACCGAAGUUCGACAACAAAUCGCUGUUGCCAAUGCACAAGAAUUAGUAACAAAAAUCACAGAAAAAUGCUUUAAAAAGUGUGUAACAAAGCCAGGCACGAGUCUGGGUGGCUCUGAACAAAAAUGUAUCGCCAUGUGCAUGGAUCGUUUUAUGGACUCUUGGAAUUUAGUGUCUAGAACGUAUGUGCGAAGGAUACAACGUGAACAAGGAGGUGGUGGUUUCUAAAUGGCACCAGUGUAUAGGAAUAAACUCGACGAAAAGCCAAUUGCAAUUGGAGUUUAAUAUGGAACGAAGGAAAAAUUCGUUUCUCCAGCAUUUGUUAAAUCACUGUAUUUUACUCUGUAGAAAGUAAUGGGAUGUUCUAGAAAAUAAAGACCGUCACGUAAUAUCGAACAGA